This is a messenger RNA of Rhea pennata, 2741 nucleotides long. It is a transcript of the gene HINFP, whose product is annotated as histone H4 transcription factor. Bases 342 to 1982 code for a protein of 546 amino acids. Lineage: Eukaryota; Metazoa; Chordata; Aves; Rheiformes; Rheidae. The record is from RefSeq and is a predicted model, not a curated record. The transcript is spliced from 9 exons.
GCUCCCGCCCCGGCGCGGCCCGGCCCGCGGCGGCCCUUCACCCGCUGUGGGGCCGGGACCCCCUCCCGUCCGCGGGGCCGGGUCCCCCCCUUUUCCGUCCCCGCCGCAGUGCUGCAGUCACCUCCUGCCGCCCGGGAGAGGCGUUACGGGGCCGGCUGGGCCGCGCCGGGGCCCUCUGCCCUCCGUCGGGGCUCGGCCCUGGCUCCAGCCGCCACCGUGAGCCCUUCCGGGGACGGCCCUGCUCUCGCCGAGGCCUCCCGGGGAGCGCCCCAGGGCCACCCUGGCUGGUUCGGGGCUCUGGGUGAUCGGGGUGGCGUGGGGGGCAUCUCUGCGCUCCCACCAUGCCACCCGGAAAGGGUGGCGGGAAGGAGGCCUUGGUGCUGCAGUGCGAGUGGGAGGUUUGUACCUACGUGACCUCGAAGAUGGAGGAGUUUUGUGAGCAUGUGGCCCAGCACUUGCAGCAGCACCUUCCUGGAGAACACCAGGAUGAGGUGGACCCUCUCGAGGAAUACACGUGUCUGUGGCAGGAAUGUGGUUUCUGUUCUCCAGAGAGCUCAGCUGACCUCAUCCGCCACGUCUACUUCCACUGCUACCACACCAAGCUGAAGCAGUGGGGGCUCCGGGCCCUGCAGAGCCAGUCAGAUGUGAGCCAUUGCCAGCUGGAUUUCCAGAGCCGCAACAUCAUCCCCGAGAUCCAGGAGAACUUCCUGUGUCUGUGGGAGUAUUGUGAGAGGUCAUUCGAUAAUCCUGAGUGGUUCUAUCGGCAUGUAGAGGAUCACAGUUUCUGUUCGGAAUACAAGGCAGCAGGGAAGGAGAACCAUGUGGUCGUCUGUGGCUGGAAAGACUGCGAUUGCACCUUCAAAGGGCGCUGCAAGCUGCGGGAGCACCUGCGCAGCCACACGCAGGAGAAAGUGGUGGCCUGUCCUACCUGUGGCGGGAUGUUUGCCAACAACACCAAGUUCUUUGACCACAUCCGCCGGCAGACUGCACUGGACCAGCAGAGAUUUCAGUGUUCUCACUGCUCCAAAAGGUUUGCCACGGAGAGGCUGCUCCGUGACCACAUGAGGAACCACGUGAACCAUUACAAGUGCCCGCUGUGUGACAUGACUUGUCCGUUGCCCUCCUCCCUGCGCAAUCACAUUCGUUUCCGGCACAGUGAGGAGCGGCCGUUCAAGUGUGACUACUGCGACUACAGUUGCAAGAAUCUCAUUGACUUGAGGAAACACCUAGACACACACAGCAAAGAGCCAGCAUAUCGCUGCGAGUUUGAGGCUUGCAGCUUCACCGCGCGUUCCCUCUGCUCCAUCAAACUGCACUACCGGAAAGUCCAUGAGGGUGACUCGGAGCCCCGGUACAAAUGCCACGUCUGCGACAAGUGCUUCACGCGUGGGAACAACCUCACUGUGCACCUCAGGAAGAAACACCAGUUCAAAUGGCCCUCGGGGCAUCCUCGUUUCAGGUACAGGGAACAUGAAGACGGCUACAUGAGGCUGCAGCUGGUGCGCUACGAGAGCGUGGAGCUGACGGAGCAGCUACUGAAGGACCGUGAGAAGCAGGGAGAGGCGCUGGAUGGUUCAGCUGAGUGUGUAGUACUGUCUGAGGGUGAGGGCAACCUUCAGGCCAUCAUUCUAGAGGCCCCAACAGGGGCUCCGCAAGUGGAGAACAGCAACACUGAGCCGCACAUGGCCCUACUGCAUCCCAUGACUUACUCUGCUGGCAACCCUGAGCCAGCAGGGCCGAGUGCCUUCCCAGGAGCAGCACCGUCCUCUGAGCAAGAACCCAGCACCCCAGCCAACCCCAUCAUCCGUGUGGUGAACCGGACCAACGAGCAGGGGGAGAAUGAGACUGUGUAUUACGUCAUGGCCAGCGCGUCCUCUGAGGAGCGGGCAGCAGUGCCUGGUGGGCUGGCUAUGGAGCUGGAGGAGAAUGUCAUGGACCGUCUGCAGAAGACAGCUGAGGAGCUGGGCAUUCAGAUUGUGUAAAGUGCUCCACUGCCUCCAUGCAUAUGGAAAGCACAGGGCUCUGUGGGAUGUGCUGGUGGGGAAGGUUGUGAGAUGCUGGGAAGAGGGCAAGUCUCCUCCCACGUGCAGCUGGCUAGCUUCUCCCUCUGUUGCCCCAGCCUUACCCGUUACCACUUCUGGUCAGUGUGGGGAGGUGGGAAGGGCUUGUCUCAGCUGACAGACAAGAGAUUUGAGCUGGAAAGAGCCAAGGAUUUGAGGAUUAGGUGCAAGCCUCUCCCACUCCUUCAGCAGGUUCUGUCUUCGCCUGGCCCAGGCCUUUCCUGCCUGACUGCUCUCUGGUGAUGUGGUACCUGCUACUGUGCAGUCAAGUUGUGAGGUCUUCCUGAGCGUGGCCUGCAGUCAGGGAGGUGUGCUGAGCAGAUGGGGCAGGUGAGACAUGUGGCCCUCAGGCCUGUUCUCACUUAUACCUUGUUCUCAAAGGGAUGGGGUUCCCCACUUCCGCCUCUGUCAGCGCUUCCCUUCAGGAUGUCUUUCCUAGCUCACUCAGCACCGUUAGCAGCGUUUGCACUGCCGAUUCCCUUAUACUGCACUGAUCUCCGGGGGAGGAGAGGCCUGGAGGUGCUGUCCCUUACAGGCUACUGCUUCCUUGCAGCAAUGGGGGUUUGGGGGCUUCCCAGUGCUUUUGUUCUUCCCUGGGUUUCCUCCCCACAUUGGGGCUUGGGCUCCUGAUCAGGCAAAUUGUACUUGGAGUGAUAAAUAAAAGCCAGGCUGCCAGGCCAA